Messenger RNA from Acipenser ruthenus (sterlet), 1197 nucleotides. Its product is annotated as toll-like receptor 13. The coding region runs from base 1 to 1197 and encodes 398 amino acids. Gene Ontology annotation, biological process: inflammatory response; immune response; toll-like receptor signaling pathway. The record is from RefSeq and is a predicted model, not a curated record. Gene Ontology annotation, cellular component: membrane. The transcript has a single exon. Gene Ontology annotation, molecular function: transmembrane signaling receptor activity; protein binding. Lineage: Eukaryota; Metazoa; Chordata; Actinopteri; Acipenseriformes; Acipenseridae.
AUGAGGAAGCCCAUGUUUGAGGACAUUGGCCAGUGCCCCCUGAAUACCUUGGAAAUAUUUUCCUCAUCCAUAAACCUGAUAGAUGACUCUGCCUUUUCUGAUCUGCAGAACCUGAGAGAGCUUCUGGUGAAAGAGUCCUCAAUAAAAACUGUUCACCCGAAUGCUUUAAUGAAACUGCAUGCCCUUGAGUCCUUGAUCCUAGAGGGGUGUUCGCUGGACCAGAUCCCAUCUGGUGUCCUGGACUCCCUGACCAACCUGCAGGUUCUUAAUUUAAGAAGAAACAUGCUGCAGACCCUCCCAGCAGAGCUGUUCAAAUACAAUGGGAAGUUGCUCCACAUCAACCUCAGUCUCAACCGUCUCCAGACUCUGCCCGAAGGCAUCUUCAGACUCUUCCUGUCCACUCUUUACGUGAACCUCAGCGGGAACUAUUUCACUUGCGACUGCAGCCUGGCCUGGGCUUCUUUCUGGGUGAAGUCCCUGGGAAACACAACCAAUGCAGAGGAUUUCAUGUGCUUCGCCCCUGUAGAGCUUCGUGGCAAGCAUUUGAAGGAUUUUAAUCCCAUAUGCAUUCCUGAAUAUGUAUGGUAUAUUCUCAUAGUCAUCCUCGGAAUGACUGUCUUGUCGACUGUGGCUGUCCUGCUUUAUGUGUACCGUUGGAAGAUCUACUAUCAGUGGUACCUGCUGUUGUCCAAGAGGAAAGACACAGAAGUCUGGGAGAACAACCCCAGGUUUAAGUAUGAUGCUUUUGUUGCCUACUGCGAGAGGGAUUUUGAAUGGGUAAUCCACGAGUUGAUUCCCAACCUAGAGAACAACGCCGGUCUUCCGAACGUGAAGCUGUGUGUGUCGGACAGAGACUGGGACCUGGAAGGCAACAUCCUGGACAACGUGGAGAGCAGCAUUCAGAGAAGCAGGAGGACCAUCUGCGUGAUAUCCACGAACUUCCUGAAGAGUGAGUGGUGCAAGCUGGAAAUGAGCCUGGCACACAUGCAGCUCUUCUCAGAGAACAGAGAUGUCUUGGUUUUCAUAUUCUUGGAGAAGAUCCCUGUUGAAAGGUUGUCCCAGCACCAGAAGCUCCGCAGGGAAAUGUGUAAGAAAUCCUGCCUCGACUGGCCAGGAGGAGAAACAACUGCUCAGAAAGUCUUCUGGGAGAAACUCAGAUCUCUCAUUUUCAAAAACCCUGUGGUCCAACAAAUUUAA